UCGAUUAAUUUAUAUCACAAAGCAGCACUGAAUCAACUGACAGCAACUCAGUAAGACGAAAAAACACAGAGCGAAAUUAAAAUGAAGAAUUGUGUGGACUUGGUAUUCAGCGAUGACUACUUAAUGUCCGAGGAGCGUUAUAACAUGAUCGCCAAGUGCUCGAGGAGGACAAUGAGGAAUAAGCCACCGAAGAAGCGUACUAAGUUAACGAAUGCAAUCCCCGAGGAGUCCAUAAUGAGUCCAUCUUCGCCCGAUCCUGCAGUAGCCUUCGAAACUAUCGAACUUGACAAUUCAAGGGACUUGGAUCCUGGAAGUGUCGAAUUUCCCGAGUUUGGUAACCCGCUGCCGAAUGUCUCCAUUCGCGAACAAAUGCGGGUGACGGCUGAAAACCGUAGAAAAAUCCUCACCUGGCAGAAAGUUCAGCAGAAAAACCUUAUGGAUGUUUGGCGCAAGCAAUCACGUAAGGUUUCAUCUGAAAAAUAGAACCAGUUAUGAAAAUCUUUUUCUAAUUCUAUAUUUAUGGCAUCUGGGAUUUUUACGAACUUUAUAUCCAUCUUUACAAACUUUAUAGCCCUUAUAAUGGCUCUCGUUUAAAUAUAUUAAAUAAUGAAAUAAAAUACAAUAAAUCUGCAUUUAACAAGCUUUGCGGCAUGGCGCGACGGCGCAAUUGAUCCGAUUUUUAUCUAUCGAUUAGACUGUUAGAUCGACUGUCAAACUUAAACAAUGUUAAAAUUAAAGAGACACAUAUUAAGAAAACAGUUAACUUAUAUUUUGACCGAAUUCCUUUACAAAAAUCAAUGAACCAUGAUAGAUUUUAUCUUGAUUAUCUUUAUCUUUAUUUAUAAAAAAAUAUCGCAUCUUUUAACAGACUGCGCAUAUCGAUAUCCAUGUUAACGAAAGCUAAAACCGAGUUAAGUUGGUUGCGCCAAAAAUAUAGGCGAUGAUUAUGAUUUUUGUAAUAAAAUACUUCUAAUGAUAGUUAUUAUAUGAAAAUAUAUGUCAUUGAAGCUUUCGCAACUUAAUUAAUUGGAUUCGAAUCAAAUUUUGCCAUUGUCAAACACAAUAUGCUCAUACCAAGCCAAUGAACACGCAAUGAGGCACUUUAAAUGCAAAACUCACUUGCAUUUUGGGCAUAUGGAAAACAUUUAACGAGCUUGGCAAAUAACCAAAUGGAAUUGGGAGAAAAUCAACAUACAUACCAUACAACAUACAUAUAUCUGUGGGUAUCUGGACUCUAGCUGCAUGCCAGGAUGCUGAGCCGUGUCAGGAUGCAUUGAUUUAUGUCCAGCAGAAGUCAAAAAGAGGGAGGAGCUGGACAGAGCAAAAACAUGAAUCUUCAUUUGUGAAUUACAUUUUAUAUGGUUGUCGGACAUUCGGUCAAGCUGUUGUUGAAACACACAAAACAGAUAUGGUCAUAAUAAUAGCUAUUUUUUUAAAUCAA
Molecule: messenger RNA, 1441 nt
Organism: Drosophila ananassae
Lineage: Eukaryota; Metazoa; Arthropoda; Insecta; Diptera; Drosophilidae
Exons: 3
Coding region: 82-483 (133 amino acids)
Source: RefSeq, a predicted model, not a curated record